Neltuma alba is the source of this 1343-nucleotide messenger RNA. Its product is annotated as RING-H2 finger protein ATL11-like. The record is from RefSeq and is a predicted model, not a curated record. NCBI's taxonomy places the organism in Eukaryota, Viridiplantae, Streptophyta, Magnoliopsida, Fabales, Fabaceae. The transcript has a single exon. The coding region runs from base 132 to 1139 and encodes 335 amino acids.
UGAUAUCCCCUACCAUUUUGCCUUCGAUUCGCCUCCCACAGUUCACCAACAGUGUCCAAGUUUAGAGUCUAGUUUGCUCUCAUGAUCAGCUGUUAUGCUCAUCUCCCGGCAGAUUCCUCCUCCCUCUGACCAUGGUCGCCCUUCUUCUCUCCCUCCUCCUUCUUCUUCACUCCUCUUUCCCUUCCUCCGCACAGCCCACAUUAACCCCUCCUUCCUCUCCUCCGGCCGAUUCAUCAUCGCAGCUCCGGUUCGAUAAAUCCAUGGCCAUUGUUUUGGUCAUCCUCAUCGUCGUCUUCUUCGCCUUGGGCUUCCUCUCCGUCUACUCUCGUCAAUGCGCAGAGCGACGAUUCCGAGGAACCGACGAUUUCCCGAUUGGGAACAGCGAGCGCCACCCCCGCGGCCUUGACCCCGAAAUCAUCCGCACCUUCCCCACCUUCGUCUACUCCACCGUCAAGGGCCUUAAAAUUGGGAGAAGUACUCUGGAAUGCGCCGUCUGCUUGAACGAGUUUCAAGACCACGAGACUCUCCGUUUCAUUCCCAAGUGCAGUCACGUCUUCCACCCCGGUUGCAUUGACCUCUGGUUAUCCUCUCACUCUACCUGCCCUGUUUGUCGGGCCAACCUCGUUCCCAGACCGGGAGAAGUCUCCUUCGUCGCCGUCCAGAUGCCCGACUCUCCCGCUGAAUCCGAGCACCAACAACACGCCAGCGAUAUCAUCCAACAUGAUCAACAAGUAGGUGAAUCAUCCCCCAAGAACAGAGACAUCGUCUAUCAGAAUCCUCCGCCGAGGUCAGGGAUUGCGAGCUUGUUUCCACGAUCACACUCGACAGGACACUCGCUGGUUUCUGCGGUGGAGGACCGCGAGAGGUUUACUUUAAGAUUGCCGGAGGAGGUGAGGAAGGGGCUUAUGCGGCCGGCAUUUGAGAGAAUGAGCAGUGAGAGAAGUGGUUACAGGACAAGAAGCGUGGGGAGUGGAGUUGGGCGGUUCGAGCGGUUCAGGAGGGAGGGGCGGUCCGACUGGUGGGGGUUCCUCCAUAGGAAUGCUUCGUCGAGGGAGAGCAGCAAGAAGCCACAUGCGGCCAUGGAAAACUUGGAGGAAAGAUCAACGGAUCGGUUAUGUGCAGAGCCAAGGCAGGAUUAGACGCAUCGCUAGCUUAAUUACAUUCAUUUCAUACUCUGGGCCUCACCAACUUUGCCUGUGAAUUUGAGGUUUCGCGUUCAUAAGUCAUGCAAUCUUUUCCUUUCACUUUAUUUUACAUUUGAAACUGUAGGGUAAAAGCAUUGGCGCACAUGUGGGAUCAUUUUAAUUAAGCACUGAAAACACAAAAGGAUCUCGUAAACUAUA